Molecule: messenger RNA, 3806 nt
Organism: Clupea harengus (Atlantic herring)
Lineage: Eukaryota; Metazoa; Chordata; Actinopteri; Clupeiformes; Clupeidae
Gene: myb
Product: MYB proto-oncogene, transcription factor
Biological process (GO): regulation of DNA-templated transcription
Cellular component (GO): nucleus
Molecular function (GO): DNA-binding transcription factor activity, RNA polymerase II-specific; RNA polymerase II cis-regulatory region sequence-specific DNA binding
Source: RefSeq, a predicted model, not a curated record
GCUUUGUCUCAGAGAUCUGUUUACAGUCUUAAAUGUCAACCUGGUUCCUCCUCACGAGUAGAAGUUCACUCAUAAGCGCGCGCACACACACACACACACACGUAGAGGAGCACGGCAGCUUCCAGCGCACCUAGCUCCAACAGCGCAACUACAUGAUGACGAGACGGCCAAGACACAGUGUUUACAGUAGCGAGGAGGAGGAUGAAGAGGUGGAGACAUACGACCAUGACUACGACGGCUCACUGGCCAAAGGACCCAAGCGACACCUGGGCAAAACACGCUGGACCCGGGAAGAGGAUGAGAAGCUAAAAAAAAUGGUGGAAAUCCAUACUACUGAAGAUUGGAAAGUGAUCGCCAGUUUUCUUCCUAACCGCACUGAUGUUCAGUGUCAGCAUCGCUGGCAGAAGGUUCUAAACCCAGAACUGAUCAAAGGGCCCUGGACCAAAGAAGAGGACCAGAGGGUGAUUGAGCUGGUUCAGAAGUACGGUCCCAAGCGCUGGUCGGUGAUAGCCAAGCACCUGAAGGGGCGCAUUGGCAAGCAGUGUAGGGAACGCUGGCACAACCACCUGAACCCUGAGGUCAAGAAGACCUCCUGGACCGAGGAGGAGGACCGCAUAAUCUACCAGGCCCACGAGAAACUGGGCAACCGGUGGGCCGAGAUUGCCAAACUGCUGCCGGGCAGGACUGAUAAUGCCAUUAAAAACCACUGGAACUCUACCAUGAGGCGUAAGGUGGAGCAGGAGGGCUACUUACAGCUCGGCCAUAAAAUCAGUUCUGAUUCUCUCUCAUCCGGCUACCCCAAACCAGCACACCUCAUGGCCUUCACACACUCUCACACACACACACACUCUCACACACACACACACUCUCCAGGCAACACACACCUCACAGCAUCCUCGCCCAUCAGUCCAGACUACCCUUACUACAUCACCGAAUCACGGGUUCCAUUGCCGUUGCCGUUGCUGAGCAUUCUGAACCUUCCCCAGCAUGGCACAGCUGCUAUCCAGAGACACUAUAAUGAAGAGGACCCAGAAAAGGAGAAGAGAGUGAAGGAGAUUGAGAUGCUUCUCAUGUCAACAGAGAAUGAAUUAAAAGGUCAACAAGCCCUACCAAUGCCCAGUUUUGGGUGGAGUCGCAGCUUGAGUGACGGCUCCCUGGGCGUGUUCGUUCCGGGCCCGUCCCCCGACCAUGGCUGUCUCCCUGAGGAGAGUGCGUCUAGUGCUGCUGCCCAUGGCAACAACAACCUGCCAGGGUUCAUCGAGGAGUUCGACUCAUUUUUUACUGCGUCUGCAAGCAAAGACAGUUCUGACAGUGACAUGACACCCUCGUCCCUCCGUUCCCAGAAGCCUUUGCUGGCCACGCCUCUUCACCGUGAACACUCCCUCUCCGGCCAAAAAGAGAACAACAUGUUCAGGACUCCUAACCUCAGCCGCUCCAUCAUGGAGACAUCUCCUCGAACUCCCACCCCUUUCAAAACAGCAGUGGCCCUCCACGACGUCAAAUACAGACCACUGAAGAUGAGUCACAGCCCCCCGCUUGAGGAGGAGAGGCUGGAACGCAUCAAGCAGGAGCCCAUGGAGAGCGAUGUCACUCCUGGGGGGACACAGCACGACCUGCCCCCCCUCAAGAAGAUCAAACAGGAGAUGGAGUCUAUGUGUGAAAGGAAUCUGUGUCUUCAGUGGGAGGGGCCAGAAUUGAAAACCGAGCUCUUCUCCCCCAGUGGCUCCACCCACAACACACCUGACUUGUUGACCAGCUCUGUGCUGUUGCUGCCUGGUUCUGGGAAGACUGAGGACGGACACAAGGCCUUUCACCUGCCCUGCAAAAACAUGGGCAACCCACUGCAGUUGAGCUUGUGGGAACAGGUUGGGAAGGUGGAGGACCAACUCCUGUCCUCUGAACACACACACAUACACCUGAACUCCUUCAACACACGCACACUGGUGAUGUAGACAGAGGAAUGGAAGGAUAGGUCGAGGACAAGAGAGAGAGAGGAAGAGGUGGGUUGAAGGAAAGAACAACAAACAUCCUUUGACCAACAAAGCCAGUGAACUUGAGAAACACUCCGAUGUGAAAGAGUUAAUAAGACUUUAUUCAUUUCAGUACAAAUUUGGGAGAGGCCUACGUGUAUUGGCUAAUUUCUGUAUACACUUGUUGGAUUUUUCACAACCAACCAAAGACGUUUGUGAUUUUGUUUGUGCGUUUGUUCAUUUUUUUCAGUUAUUGUUCAGUUUGUUUGUUAUUUUGUUUGUUUGUUUUUUAUUAUUAUUGCAUUUUGUAUUAUAUUUGGGGACAAAGACUUCUCAUGGCGAGCUCUACCACUGUGUGAAUAUUAAUAUAAGAUCAAUCAUAGUAAUUUAUUCUUUUGUAAAGACAAAAAAUGGGAAAAAUAGGGGAGAGAGAGAGAGAGAGAACUGGGGAGAGUCUCGUAAGCAGCAUUUGACUCCAGUAUUCUGCUACGGGCUCACCAGUCAGUCACUUCUACACGUACAGGUGUAUGUGCGAGUCCACGCAUUUCUCCUGAUUGUGAGAAUUCACACAUAUGUGUGUGUGUGGAGUAUGUGUCCUUUAAGCAUUAUCAUGAUUUUUUCCUUUUAAUUCCCCAAAAAAUCUGGUAAUUUUGAAACCCUCUGUAGUUUGCUAUGUGAGCGUUGAACCUAUGUAUUUCAAAAUCCACCUUCCAGGUGUUUUACUGUGAGGUAUACCCUGUCGUAGCUGUUCUCAUUUCAGCUGUUCGUCUGACCGAUCGGGGGUUUACUACACGCCGAGUCGUCCCACUUCCAGAUGGUGUCUUGGUGCUCAUGUAAGGUUUAUAUGAACUCUGUUGUGAGGGGUGAAGACGGGUGUCAUGGCUGCCUUAUGAAGGCAUCCCACUGGGUCCCUACUGGGAUCCAGCUGAUCUUCCAUGUUGUGAGUUUGUCUAUUAGUGACUUAGGCAUCUCACUAUUUCAUUUAAAAGCCAUAGAUAACAUUCACACAGAGAGACUUCUUUGUUUUUACUUGUUUCUUGUCUAUUUAAAAAAAAAAUCUAAACAACAGAUUUUAAGUGUCACUCAGCCGCACCCCCCCGACCCCCACCCCCCAUCUCCUGAUAUUGACAAUCAAAGUGUUGAAUUAAGUCUGUUUUGAGUUUAACACAGUAGCACUCAAGCCUUAACAUUACCAGUGCUGGUUCGCCCAGUGGGAUGUAGCCAAUCCAGUAAAAGUGUUAAUAUUUCCAAAAGUAAAUGGUUGCAAAAAAAACAAAAAAAACAAGCUAGAUUGUGGUAUUAUUUGUUUGGGUUGCCCUGUGAAAGUUUGUUUCACUGAACAAAAGCAUGGGUGUGCUGUUUGCCAUGGUUACCAUGGUUGCCAGUGUCUGUGUUUGUGAAGCACAUUUCCAAGCAGCAAGAGAGCUUUAGUGACCAAACCACUGCACUUGAACUGAAAAGAAACAUUUCUGUACUUGUAAAACGACAAGUUUUGUGUUGCGUUUGUGACAGAGGUUUCACAACUCCUCGUUUUUUUGUUAUUAUUUAAAAAAGAACACUUUUUUUAACAAAAAUGCCUGCUUUGUAUUAGUGGCCUUUUUUUACUAAAUGAAUCCAUCAGCAUUUGAAACAUGUUAUACUACUGCUGUAAACCACCAUAAACACUUUUUUUUUUUUUUUAAGAGACAUUUGUGUUUAUCCGCUGCCUUUUUUAUCAACUCCAGUCCAGCUAGUGUUUUUAUACAAGCCUUAAAACCAAGUUUUCUUACAAAUCUUUUUUACGAGUAAUUUCUUUUGUAAACUGCCUUGUAAAUAAAGUGUGUGUGUAUUUUCAAA